GGCUCCUGCUCACUGUCCGAGCGGGGGUGGCUGGCGAUUUCUCCAAUAACAUUAAUGAUACACGACCAGACGACUGACAUUCUCCCUUUUACUUUCGCUGUCUUUUCAAAUAGCAACCUUAUUUUAAAUGCGUCGUUAUGUAAUGAUACUCUGGAUGUACUCUGAAGUCAUGAUAGGAGUGCAAGAAACAACGGGGAAUGAGCAAGCGGAGCUGAUCCAGCAACCACAGCGUUCUUGUUGUGGGGCGAUGGUGAGAGGAAUGUGAUUGACAUGGAAAAGGCAAGGAAUGGAUCUUCUCCACCGUUUUUGUCUAAUGAUGUGAAUAAAAACGGGACAAGCAGCACAUUUCACAUCCAUCCACAAUCUGAGGUUACCGCAGACACAGCAGCUCCUCUGUCUAAUGUCAACAGGAAAGACGCGGCUUUGAGGGACAGCCGGGAGUCGGGUACAACAGAGAAUAUUCGCAGUUACACAGUGAAUGUCGGAAGUAUGAAAAUGCUCGAUUUAGUUACUGAUGGCCCAUCCGGUGGCACUGUAAGCAAUUGUGUCAUUCCCAAUCCAUGUACCGACUCCGCUACAAAUAUGUUUACUAGGUCGAUAGUGGUAGCCUCAAAGCUAGAGAGCUCUGCUAUCAAUGCAGUAAAUCAAGAGGAAAUGGACGAAAAUGCUCUCCAGGGGCUUUCACUGGCUGAGAAGAACCAUGAUUUCUCUGCAAAAGGAUUAGAAACUUGUUAUCAACCACUAAACUACUUGACAGCAGCUGAACCUGUGGAGUCACACUCCUGUAAUAGACAGUUUGAACAGAGCUUCACAGCAGCCUUGCGAACUCGUCCUGAUGGGCUUUCAAAUGGGGUCACAGACUAUGUCAUACAGAGUUCCCUCAGCAGUGACACUGUUAUUGGCUCACAGAUUAACCGGAGCACGACCACUGACAAGGAGGCCAAAAUUGUAAAUGGCGGAUUAUUGACUGGACACAGCAGUGUAAUGUUACACACAGAGACAGUUGUAACAAUCAUUUCUGAUGGAACUGCCACCUGUCUUUCUAAUUCACAGUGUGAAAAACCUUCCUCAUCUACAGCUGCAGGGGAGGACAAGCAUACAUGCUACAUUGUCAGAGAGGAACCUGACGGAGCCGGCGCUCAGCCUAGAGCACGCGCUAAUGUGGCAGGAGAUUUGUCGGACGAUGCAACUCCCAAGCAGGGUUUACCAUUAAGGCCAGCAGCAGCUGAUGAACCGACCCCGGCUGGUCAAUUCGGAGAUGAUCUGUCCUCCAGUCCCCCUCCCCCGGCCGUCAGAACCAGGACUAUGACCGACAGUCGGAGCUACGACUCCUCCGCCGCUCUCGGCCCAGGUGAACAGGACGAGGAGGAGGAAUUAGUGGCCAAGGGCCACAGUGACCUCAGGUUCAUGGACGUGAGCCUGAGCUCCAGGAACACCUUUGAAUCCAGCAGGCGUCAGUCAGCCCCAGGACACAUACCAGAAGGCCUGAGCGUCCCCACGGUGGAAACCUCAGCACUGGCCCUGCAGUCUAAAAGACCCGGCAUCGCUGAGUACUUUGGCAGGAGUUUAUUUUCCAAGAAGCAGAGAGAGCCAAAAGGUCCCUCCCAGAAUGUCCCUGGGUGGAAGCUGUUCGGAAAAGUCCCUGCCAGGGAGAGCCCUCCCAAGGACCCCAGGACCAUACAACAGGAAAGUAUUCCAGGUGGUCUCACGUCCGUGUCCACACCAAAUCUCUUAAGCGCAGGGGAGUAUGAGGCCAGGGUGGGCAAGGCGGGGCCUGGGGCAACAUCCGCUGGUACUUCCCCCACACAGCCUCAACAGACCAGGAGGAAGAACCUGGAAUUUGAGCCACUGUCCACUACAGCUCUUAUCCUGGAGGACAGGCCUGCGAACCUUCCAGCCAAGUCUGUGGAGGAGGCACUGCGCCACCGCCAGGAGUAUGACGAGAUGGUGGCUGAGGCUAAGAAGAGAGAGUUGAAGGAGGCCCAGAGGAAGAGGAAAGAGAUGAAGGAGAGGUUUAAGCAGGAGGACAGCAUUGCCAACGCCAUGGUGGUCUGGAAUAACGACAUCCUGCCAAACUGGGAAAACACGCGGAACAGUCGUCGGGCCAGGGAGCUGUGGUGGCAGGGCUUGCCCCCUAAUGUUAGAGGAAAGGUCUGGAGCCUGGCUAUAGGCAAUGAGCUCAACAUCACCCCUGAGCUUUAUGAAAUCUUCCUCUCCAGAGCAAAGGAGAGAUGGAGGAGUUUCAGUGAGAUGGGCUCAGACACUGAGGCAGAUGAUGGGGCAUCGCUGGCAGACAGAGAGUCUAGUCUGGAACUCAUCAAGCUGGACAUAUCCCGCACAUUCCCUCCACUUUUUAUCUUCCAGAAGGGUGGGCCGUAUCACGACCUGCUCCACAGCGUCCUGGGAGCCUACACCUGCUACAGGCCCGACGUAGGAUAUGUCCAGGGAAUGUCCUUCAUAGCUGCAGUGUUAAUCCUCAAUCUGGAGGAAGCUGAUGCCUUCAUUGCGUUCGCUAACCUGCUCAACAAGCCCUGUCAGCUGGCCUUCUUCAGGGUGGACCACGAUUUGAUGCUGAAAUACUUUGCUGCGUUCGAGGUGUUCUUUGAAGAGAACCUCCCAAAACUGUAUAACCACUUCCAGAAGUCCAACCUGACCCCAGAUCUCUAUCUCAUAGACUGGAUUUUCACUCUGUACAGUAAAUCAUUGCCUUUGGACGUGGCGUGUCGCGUGUGGGAUGUCUUCUGCCGGGACGGGGAGGAGUUCCUGUUCCGGACAGGUCUAGGAAUCCUGCGUCUGUACGAGGACGUGCUUCUACAGAUGGAUUUCAUCCACAGUGCCCAGUUUCUAACACGCCUCCCCGAGGAUAUUGCCUCUGAUAGGCUGUUUGCCUGCAUUGCAGCCACACCCAUGCUCAAUGGAAACCGGAAGUGGUCCCAGGUGUUUAAUGCAUUGAUAAAGGACACAAAGGACCUGGACAAGAAUUGCAGCCCAGCGCUGAAGAGUUAAUCAUUCAUCUGUGAAACAAUUAAAACAAUCAUGUUCUUCUCUUUAAUUGAGAAGCUUUGUUUAUCUUAGAUUCACCAAGGUAACAGGAAAAAAUGUUAACCUCUGCCUCCUCAAUUUAAAAACAGACCACAGGCGUGCCUUUGGGAAUCCAUGGACUCAUCAAUAAUAAACUGCAAUAGUAUCCAGGGUAGGGGUGUGUUGACUGACCCACUCACUCCCUCAGUAUUUGUAUAUGUCCUUUUCACAAGAUUUUCCAUCCAGGAUGGAUGGAAGCUGUAGAGGUCAGUAAGAAGCAGCACUUCGGUAACCAAAUAUCUUAUUGUUCCGUUUAGUUUUUUUAAGCAUUAAAUUAUGUUGUAUGAUGAUGAUGAUGCAUUAAUCGGUUAUAGAGUUUGAAGAUAUUUUGUGUUCAGCUUUUAAAGAAUGACAUCAUACUCGAUGGAAUCCUCUGACAAAAUGUACAGUUUUAUUGUUUGAAGAAUAUGCAGUACAUGGUAGUUCGUCAUGGUAGUAUAUUAUUAAUAUAUGAUGACCUUUAAUGAUUUAAGUCGGUCUAGUCGGAGAAAGUGCACCUCCAAACAUUGGAUGCAUUUGUGACUUAAAGGGUCAAGACUACAACAUUGAACAGAGACAAAUUACUCCAAUUCCUUAAGGGGCCAUCUGUAGAAUGUAUCCUCCAUUUGGAAGCUAGGUGAACUGUGGAAACAACACUUAGGAUUCAAACCAGCUGCUCCCUUUUAGCGCACUCGCUAUACUCACUUUAACUUUUGGUGUAGCGGUUAACAAAAAAUGUAAAACUAAUAUUUAGGAAUAUAUAAAAAGAUAUGUAAGUAAAAACAACCAUUCAGAUGGUAGAAUGUCUCCCUACACUAUGCUGACAUUUGCAAAUGUUUAUUGGUGGGAUCAAGGACAGAUGAUCAAUGGAGUGGAGAGGGUGCAAUGUUUCCAACUGAAGGACCUUGUGUUGGCCAAUAGAAAGUCUGUUUUAGAAUGCACUUUUGUAUGCGCCUAAAUCAUUUCUGAUGACUACAUUUUGUGAAACACUAUCAUUCCCCUAUUACUGCAAAUAUAUAAUGGGUAUUUUCUGAUAUUCCAAUGGAACAAUUCUACAUAAAUCCCCUUUAAAGAUGCAUUCUGUGAUUUUAAGCCACUGGUUGUAAAAGUGGUGUCAUAAAGCCAAAAGGGUCCCCAAAAAUGGUGUAAUAUGUCUGUGCCGAUUUGCCCCCCCAUGUCUUCGAACGUGGAAUUUCAUGGCUAACUGAGGUAUGAAGAUGAUUGUAAUUCUAGAAUAUACAUAUGUAUUUAAAAAAAAAAGUCCCAGAUUGCAUUUUUAACUUUCAUCUGGCUUAACACAAAAUUAUUUCUGCUAUACUUAACUACCAGCUAUCAUUUCCAUUAUGAUGCGAAUUUCCAAAAGAAAUGUGUGGCACUUAAGGUUUUCACAUUCAGGGCUUGUUUCGUGUAUAAUUCACAGAUUACAAAGCACCAAUUGAUAAAAGAUGACUGAUAUUAACAACGUGUUCUUGAUUGUGAUGUUGUUCUUGAAAAUUCUUCAUUUGAAUUUGACCAAACCAUUAUGUUAAGAUGCAACAUAAUGUCUCAUCCAUGGUGUAGUUCAUGGUUCUACAGUAAGUACUACAGUUUUUUUUUUAAAUCUGAUUCUAUAUAUCGGAUGUUAAAAGGUUGUAUAUUGUUUCUUCUGCAUUUUUAUGCUCUCUUGUACAGUUUUCAUACUACUAAGAACAAUUGUAAAUAUGUUUGAAAUUAAUUGAAACGUACCUCUGUGAUAUUGUAUCAGACCAGAAGUUAUGCGAAAAAAAAUAAAAGAGCAGAAUUCCAGAAAAA
This is a messenger RNA of Esox lucius (northern pike), 4851 nucleotides long. RefSeq names its product TBC1 domain family, member 12b (gene tbc1d12b). The transcript is spliced from 14 exons. The record is from RefSeq and is a predicted model, not a curated record. Lineage: Eukaryota; Metazoa; Chordata; Actinopteri; Esociformes; Esocidae. The coding region runs from base 271 to 3006 and encodes 911 amino acids.